This is a messenger RNA of Eurypyga helias (sunbittern), 1530 nucleotides long. RefSeq names its product heat shock factor protein 4-like. Bases 1 to 1530 code for a protein of 509 amino acids. The transcript is spliced from 13 exons. Gene Ontology annotation, biological process: regulation of DNA-templated transcription. Gene Ontology annotation, molecular function: sequence-specific DNA binding; DNA-binding transcription factor activity. Lineage: Eukaryota; Metazoa; Chordata; Aves; Eurypygiformes; Eurypygidae. The record is from RefSeq and is a predicted model, not a curated record.
AUGCAGGAUUCACCCAGCUCUCUGGUGAUGGAUGGAUACUCCAGCAAUGUGCCAGCCUUCCUAACUAAACUCUGGACGCUGGUGGAAGAUCCCGAAACGAACCAUCUCAUCUGCUGGAGCACUAAUGGCACCAGCUUCCAUGUGUUCGACCAAGGACGCUUUGCCAAAGAGGUGCUGCCCAAGUAUUUCAAACACAACAACAUGGCCAGCUUCGUCCGGCAGCUGAACAUGUACGGGUUCAGGAAGGUGGUGAACAUCGAGCAAGGGGGUCUUGUCAAGCCGGAGCGGGACGACACGGAGUUCCAGCACCUCUGCUUCCUGCAGGGCCACGAGCACCUCCUGGAGCACAUCAAGAGGAAGGUGUCGGUAGUGAAAAGCGAGGAGACCAAGAUGCGCCAGGAGGACCUCAGCAGAUUGCUAUACGAGGUACAGAUACUGAGAAGUCAGCAGGAGAACAUGGAGUGUCAAGUGCAGGACAUGAAGCAGCAAAACGAAGUGCUUUGGCGAGAAGUUGUUUCUCUCCGGCAGAACCACUCGCAGCAACAGAAAGUGAUCAACAAGCUGAUUCAGUUUCUGUUUGGCCAGCUCCAAUCAAGCCCUAGCAGCACUGGGAUAAAGAGGAAGCUACCUCUGAUGCUUGACAAUGGGAUCUCAGCUCCGCAAGUGUCCAAGUUCAGCCGGCAUUUGUCUACAGACCCCCUCCAUGACCCCUAUUUCAUACAGUCGCCAUCGACAGAACCUGCCUCUUGCCUAAACAGCCCUGCAAUUGCUGGAGGACCCAUCAUAUCCGAUGUUACUGAAGCAUCGCCAUCCAACAUAAUAAAUAUGCAAUCCCCUCCUGAAAAUGACAGGGAGAAGUGCCUCAUGCUGAUUAAGGAAGAGCCAGUCAGCCCUGGAGUGAAAGCUACUACGGAGCCUGAUGUCCCCAUGCCAGGCUGCCGGGCUUGCUCUGAGCCCCCAGUGCUCCCGGUCGCCAUGGUUCAGUCUGUUUUGGAAGGCAAAGGGAGCUGUGCAGCCCCCCCAGCAACCUCACAACCAGCCGAGAGAAGAGGCAGAAGGGCACUGCUGGAGAGAACAGAUAUUUCGGACCCGUUAGAGGGCAGCGACUGGAGCUUGGAAGGGCUGCAGCUGCUGCUGAGGAGCCAACAGUAUGGCCUGGAGCCCGCCAGCCUCUUGGAUGUCUUUAAUCCCAAUUUAUCUUUGAGUGAGUGGAAUUUGACUGAAAUGGAAGCCAGUCUGUCCCCGAUGCAGCGACUCACAGUGGAUGUGGAGAAGAAUGCAACUGAGCUGUCCUCGAAGGUCUUCAACCCAGCGUUUAACAACGCCUGCCCAGGGAAGGAUGUCAUCCUUGAAAGCACCCAGCAGUUCCUCAUUGAUCGUCAGUCAAUCUUUGGAAAUGACCUCAUCAGCUUGCCUGAAAGUUCAUCGCUUUAUGUUCCAUCUGAAAAUAUGGCUUCCUACCUAUCCUCUGUGGGUGUCCAAGGGGAUAUCCCGUUAAACCUGAGCUCUUCAACUGACAACAGCCAGUGA